UAGCUAUACUUGUAUGACACUAUGUUAAAUGAUCGAUUCAAAUUUCAAGUAUUUUAUUUAUGAAAGCUUAAUAAUAUAUCAACAAACCACAAAAUUUUUUGCAGUUUUUUCUACAUAUACGUCGACACACGGAGGAAUAAAAAAGAUGGGGUUAAAACGAUUUCUGUUAAAUUUGUUUUAUGGUGAUACUGUGACCCCACUACCACACGUGCUCAUAGCUGUACUGUUCGUUGUUAUGUUGUGCAAUGCCAUGACUAUGACAAUGGUGUUUUCUUUCCUUCCAAGAUUCGUCAAGUCCUUUGGCACUUCAGAAGUAAACACCGGUUAUUACGCUGGCCUAAUUGCUUCAGCACUUUUUGUGGGACGGACCAUAUUCAGUUUACUGUGGGGAUAUCUUGCCGACGUGAAAGGAAAGAAAACCACUUUAUUGAUGUCAGCUACUGGUCUCAUGUUGUCAACAUUGGCCUUUGCAUUUAGCACAGGUUUUUAUUGGGCUUUAAUCACAAGAUUUAUUCAAGGCUCAUUUAUGGGUUUGGUAGCAGUAUCGAAAUCAAUCUUGGUUGACUUUUGUGACGAUAGUAACGUAGCUAUUGGCAUGUCACUUUUAAUUUCAUCUUUCAGUGCAGGGCUAAUUAUUGGCCCAAGUGUUGCGGGAUUCUUGGUAUUUCCAGCGGAGCAGUAUCCUAAUGUAUUUAAGAAAGAUUCUUUAUUUGGUCGAUUUGGCAUUUCACCUCCCAACUUGGUUAUUGUUUUUGGAAUGGCUAUUUCUCUCGUCUUUAUUGUCAUUUAUAUACCAAAAGAUAAAAGGAAAGGUACUGGUGAAAAAGCGCAUUUGAUCAGCUCACCAGAACACAGCAAAGAAUAUGUUACUCCUGUUCAUCAUGGAGAUGACUAUUGCAACUACUCCAUCGACAAAACAUCACAAAAAACGAAAGCAAAAAUGUAUAACAAACAUAGCUAUACUUUCUUGUUAGUAGAACCCAUUGAUGAUGCUAUACCAACCAGUGGCUGUUGCCAGAACUUCUUUUCAAUAAAAGGAUUUAAAAGGACAAAAAUGUGGGAACUGUUCAGAAUUAAAGAAUGCAUGCUUAGCAGUAUAUUGUAUGGUACAUAUUCAAUCGCAGCUGUUGGAUUUGACGAAAUGUUUCCUUUAUAUGCAGCAACUUCAAAAUUAUACAAUGGAUUUGGGUUUACAAGUAAACAAAUUGGAGUGGCACUUUUGGCAAUGGCAAUUUUUAUUCCCAUAUUCCAAGUCGUUGUUAUUUCCAAGUUAACACGAAGAUUUGGACCACGAAAGGUGUUUAUCGGGAGCACGCUGGCAAUGGCUUUUUCCAUACCACUGGUGCCAUCUUUAGUACCUAUAAGCAACAACAUCCUAUUCUGGUUUUUGUUGGUUGUAAUAUUGUUGUUUACUCGUGUCGCCGUUAGUGGUGCGUUUCUGGCUGUCAAUAUCUUAUUAAAUAAUUCAGUUACUUCUGAACUUCUUGGAUCGGCUAAUGGACUGGGAAUGACUUUAUCCUCUGCAGGAAGAACUAUCGCGCCAUCUUUGUUUGGAAGCAUGUAUUCUUGGUCGCUAAAAAAUACCAAAGAUGUUGAAGGGAACGCUGAGGCGUUAGGAUUUCCGUUUAAUCAAUAUUUCCCAUUUUUUAUGUUAAGUCUGGUAUCUAUUCUUAAUGCAUUUUUCGCAUCUCAACUUUCACCGUCGAUGGAUCACAAAAAAACUGUAAUCGAAGAAGAAGCAAAAGACUAUGAUAGUGUUGAUAUUGACAAUAAUUUAACGAAAACGAUAAGACUGACCGUGUCAGCAUUUAGACCAGAAUGAUGACAUCCUUCACAUAAACAGUAUAUUGUGUUGGUCAAGAAUUAGUUUUUAAAUAAAUUUUAAAGCAAACUUUUUAUAAAGAUUAAAAACAACACACAAAGAAAUAUUUUUUUGUUUAAGAGAGCUAAAAACUGUCAAGUUACAGAUGCCAUUAUCGUCCGUGAUUUCUAGGAUAGAUCC
Hydractinia symbiolongicarpus is the source of this 2002-nucleotide messenger RNA. RefSeq lists its product as uncharacterized. Gene Ontology annotation, biological process: transmembrane transport. The record is from RefSeq and is a predicted model, not a curated record. Lineage: Eukaryota; Metazoa; Cnidaria; Hydrozoa; Anthoathecata; Hydractiniidae. Gene Ontology annotation, molecular function: transmembrane transporter activity. The transcript has 15 exons. Bases 29 to 1822 code for a protein of 597 amino acids.